Messenger RNA from Arachis ipaensis, 1215 nucleotides. Lineage: Eukaryota; Viridiplantae; Streptophyta; Magnoliopsida; Fabales; Fabaceae. The record is from RefSeq and is a predicted model, not a curated record.
AUGGAGAUACCCGACCUGGAUCCCGCUGUCCACCUGCAUGCCCUGAAAGCCGGACUCCAACCCAGAAAAUUUAGAGAAACAAUCGCGGUAACUAAGCCAAAGACACUGGAAGAAUUCCGAGAAAUGGUAGCAGAACAGAUGGAGAUUGAAGAGCUCCACGAAGCCGAAAGAACAGAGAGAAAACAACCAAAGAGAGAGGAUGACAGAGCCACAAGGUCGGUAAAUAUCAAAGACUCUAGAAAGCCCUUCAAACUAACCCCAAAAUUUGACAACUACACAAAAUUCAACACAAAGAGGGAAAAGAUAAUUAAAGAAAUCCUCAGUGCUAAGAUCAUAAAACCACCUACAAGGGUAGGAAAGUAUCAAGAUCAGGGCUUUGUUGACAAAAGCAAACACUGCGCUUUCCAUCAGAAGUAUGGACAUACAACUGAUGAGUGUGUGAUAGCUAAAGAUCUACUAGAAAGACUGGCUCGGCAAGGCCUCCUCGACAAAUACAUCGAAGGGAAAAAGCAUAAAGAAGGUAACAAGGACCGAGAAGAGCAUCACCAAGCUCCAGGCACAAGGUCGAACAACACUCCACCCAAAAGCAUCAUAAACUGUAUAUCCAGAGGAUUCGCUGGGGGAGGUGAGACAACUUCGGCGCGAAAACAAAGUUACCGCGCGAUGUUGGCAAUCGAAGGAACAACACCACAAAACAACAAAAGUGCGCCCGACUUCAAUAUCACUUUCAGCCAGGAAGAUAUAUGCUUGACGGCACCAAACCUAGACGACCCAGUGGUAAUUUCUAUCCAAACAGGCGAAUUACUGGUAAGAAAAGUACUUUUGGACCCAGGUAGCAGUGUAGAUGUUCUUUUUUACUCUACUUUCCUAAAAAUAAAACUAUCUGAAAAACUCAUGCAACCUUCAUCUGGAGAACUGGUAGGGUUCUCCAGAGAAAGGGUCCCAUUUAAAGGGUACAUAUGGUUAAAAACAAUGAUGGGAGAGGGCUCAUUGUCACAAACCAUUGAUAUGCAAUACCUAGUAGUUGACUACCCAAGCCCUUACAAUAUCAUUCUCAGAAGACCUACUCUGAACAUGUUCAGGGCAGUAGUAUCUACUUUUCAUCUAUGUGUUAAAUUUCAGGCACAGGACGGCAGAAUAGCUACACUCCACUCAGAUCACCAACAAGCUCGGCAAUGCUAUAACGCAAGCCUGAAAAGGUUGAUCGUAAGAUAG